AUGAAGCAACUCAAAGCGACCGAUGUACUGGCAUCAAAACAAGUAAUGCUGAUAGCAAGGUCCUUGAUGAAACUACUGGAAACAUUUGGGGAUGGGCACAAGGGACGCUUCUUGGACUAUGUCAACAGCAGACUUGGCAUCUCCAAAUCAUCCUACUACUACUACAUGGAGCACUAUGCCUUUAUGUCAAAGUAUCCGGAAUUCCAAACGCUGGCAGUGUCCUUUAGAGUGUUCAGAAGUAUGAUUCCAAAAAUCAAGGAAUGUGGAAAACCUUCGCAACAAGUAGUUCCUCGUCAGUCGAUGACUCCUUCAGACUGCAGUGAUAAUGAUAAAGUCAUCAGUGGUGGAACUGACAUUGCUACUUUCUUUCACGGAGAGCAAAGUACUGAAAAUGUCCACCGCAGUGGAAAAAAGUUCUAGCUGUACACUCCUUGAUAUCUUCGUGAUAGACAGCACAGAUUCAUUCAAACCUAUUUCCACCACAUUAAUGUAUCUUUUGUAUUAACUUGUAAAUAGAAAAUCUCUGCAACUAUUGUGUUUAUUAUGAAAAUCUCAUUAUUAUCGGGUGUGUUUUUGAGCUAAACAUUGUCUCCUGAUUGUUUAGUUUUCUUGUACUUUUUAGCUCUCUCCUUCUCUGCCUCGGUAUUAGCAGCAUAAUAGUCUCGAUAUCGUUUCCUUUCAGCUUGUUUGUUUUUGGCAUAGUAAUCUCGGUACCAUUUCCUUAGUUGUUCUUGUUCGUCAACUGAAUACGAAUCCCAAUUCUUAAUACAUUGAAUGUACGCUUGGUGAGUUUUAAUGAAACUAAUGAAUGUCAUUUAUACAGUUGGUUUAGAAAAUAAGCUCCGCUUAAUGUUCUCCGUUUUUAUGAGCUGGACCUCUAAUUCUACCCAAUUCUUCCAAUUCUCUUUUAUUUCGACGUUCCAUAUUUGUCAUUCGUGGUUCUCUCUGUCUAGAUUCUGUAUGAAACCGUUGGGUAGAUUCAAUACGUUGUAGUUCAUAGUAUUUGUAUGCCUUUGGAAGAAUAUUACCAUCAUCAUCUGCAAUAAAGUACGAAUAGCCAUUGCCACUGAUGACCUUAU
This is a messenger RNA of Batrachochytrium dendrobatidis JAM81, 1079 nucleotides long. RefSeq lists its product as uncharacterized. NCBI's taxonomy places the organism in Eukaryota, Fungi, Chytridiomycota, Chytridiomycetes, Rhizophydiales. The record is from RefSeq and is a predicted model, not a curated record. The transcript has 2 exons. The coding region runs from base 1 to 420 and encodes 139 amino acids.